Ipomoea nil (Japanese morning glory) is the source of this 621-nucleotide messenger RNA. RefSeq names its product pathogenesis-related protein PRB1-3-like. Lineage: Eukaryota; Viridiplantae; Streptophyta; Magnoliopsida; Solanales; Convolvulaceae. Bases 1 to 621 code for a protein of 206 amino acids. The record is from RefSeq and is a predicted model, not a curated record. The transcript has 4 exons.
AUGUCGAGUGAGGGACAGUUCUCUUGUCCCUGGCAAAAUGCAAAUGACAAUAAAAAGGAAAUGGAGUUUUCUUUUCUGCAGCUCACCAUCUCCAUAAUUGCCUUAGCCGCCAUUGCGCAAACAUCUUUCGUACAAUCCGCCUGUGACUCUGAUUGCGUUAAAGGGUUUGUUGCUGCACAUAACGCGGCCCGACAAACUGUUGGAUCUCCACCUGUUAACUGGAACUCCACCUUAGCAGACAUCGCCGAAUCCUAUGCCGCCAAGAGGUCUGCUGACUGUGUGCCGCAGAACUCUAACGGGCUGUAUGGGGAAAACAUUGCGGUGGCCUCUGCCGAAUUGUCUCCGGCGGAUUCCAUGAAGUUGUGGAUGGGUGAGAAGAAGGACUAUGACCACGCAUCGAAUUCUUGCACCAGCGGCAACAAUUGCCGCUCUUAUACGCAGAGGAAGAGUGAUGGUUCUUCUGCUGUUGGAGAAGAGGAAGACCAUCGCUGCUGUGAGAGGGAGAGUGAGAGGAGGAGGGAGAGGAAGUGGAGAGGGACAGAUUGUUUCAGGAAAGCUUUGUUAGAAUGUCAGCUUGCGCAGAGUGAAGCUCAAUGGAGCAUGAAGGCAAAUGAAGAUUAA